Messenger RNA from Pelagomonas calceolata, 1107 nucleotides. The record is from the annotation of a GenBank genome assembly. Lineage: Eukaryota; Pelagophyceae; Pelagomonadales; Pelagomonadaceae.
ACGGUACCUUAAAAGCUAGUGUGUUACCGGCCGCUAGCUAUCGGGCGCAUCCGCGGCUCGCCUGCACUGCACUGUUUCGCUGGAUAUCUCGCGCCUCUGACCCGUCCCACUGCCCGCCUCGCGACGAGCUCAACUGCAAACUCCACACAGCGUCUGCAGCCGCCCCCUGGUUGCACAACCUCGCCGCUCGCCGCGGACGCGCCGGUCGCCGUAGGACUCAAGUUAGCGGCAAGACGCUACGUCAGUCGCCGCAAGACACUGUACCCAACGCGCUAUUAAAAAAACGCUCGCCGCGGACGCGACGCCGGUCGCCGCAGGACGAGACGCCGCAAGACGCUGAUACACCGCCGACGGGCUAAAAAAAGCUUUUCACGAUGGCCCACCGCCAGCGCGGUCCCCGGAACGAUGUGUUUGUCGGGAACAUCGCGUUCGGCACGACGGACGAAGACAUCCGCCGUAUUUUUAGCGAAGUGGGAAGGGUAAAAAAUGUCAGGAUGGCCGUCAACUCCGAAACAGGGAAGCCGCGCGGUUUCUGCUUCGUAGAGUAUGAUGAUGCUGCGACCGCGCUCUCCGCCAUCCGCAACCUUAACGGGAGAGAUGUAGGCGGCCGGGACCUGCGCGUCAACUUCUCGAACAACUCGGCUCUGGUCGACUACGCGUCGCGGGGCGGCAGCGGCCGCGAAAAAACAGGCGCGCAGCUGUCCGCCACCGAUAUAACCGCGCGCUUGAGCGACCGGGAGGUGUGGGACGUCGUGAGCGAGGCGAAGCGGCUGGCCGAGGGCGACGCGGAGACGCUGGGCCGAUUACUGAACGCGUCCGGCGCGCUGACCUCGGCAUUUGUGGACAUGCUCGGCACGCUGGGAAUGGUGCCCUCGGCGAAGGGCCCGUCGGCCGCCUUCGCGCCGCAGAAGCCGGUCAGCGGCUUCUCGGCGCCCCAGCCCGACGCGAUGAUGCAGCAAGUCAUGCAGCUCACGCCGGCGCAGCUCGCCCAAUUGCCGCCGGACCGCCGCGCGAAGAUCGAGGCGCUCCGCGCCCGCAUCGCGCAGGGCCUCGUGCCGGGGGCACCACCCCAGCCGACGGCUGCGGACAUAAAUAUGCUCUAGUCUU